Messenger RNA from Leptopilina heterotoma, 1689 nucleotides. RefSeq names its product serine protease 38-like. The record is from RefSeq and is a predicted model, not a curated record. Bases 83 to 1615 code for a protein of 510 amino acids. Gene Ontology annotation, biological process: proteolysis. Gene Ontology annotation, molecular function: serine-type endopeptidase activity. Lineage: Eukaryota; Metazoa; Arthropoda; Insecta; Hymenoptera; Figitidae. The transcript has 9 exons.
AUUUAUCUCAUCAAAUUUUUUUAGAGUAUCGAUUAGUAUAUAAGCAAACGAAAAGCUCCGAAAUGAAUCUAAAUUCUGCAAUAUGUCUAAAUUAACGUUAAUUCUGUUUGUGGCACUUUUUGGAUUAACAUUUGCAAAUCCGUUACUUCGUCCAGCUGAACCAAUACUGAAUCCUCGCAUUGUCGGUGGUCUCACUGCUGCAAAAGGACAGUUUCCUUAUCAAGUUUCUCUACAAAGUUCUGGAAAUCAUAUCUGUGGAGCUUCGAUUUUAAAUGAAAAAUGGAUAUUAACAGCAGCUCACUGUACACCAGUUUUAUCAGGAUUCAGCACUGUAGUUGUUGGAGCAUUUGAUCUAAAAAAUUUACAUAAUAACUCAAAAAUACACAGAAUUAAUAAAGUUAUUCCACAUCCAAGAUUUAAUGAAAAUGGCCAAAUGCACAACGAUUUAGCAUUAAUAAAAAUUGAGGAUACUGUAAGAUUUUCGGACAGCGUCCGCCCGAUUAGAUUACCUCCAAUUGAUCUGAAUGUAGAUGGAAUUCCUGUUAUUGCUUCUGGAUGGGGCAGAUUACAAUACCAAGGACAACAACCAAAUCGAUUACAAUAUUUAAAAAGUAAAGUAUUUGAUCAUAAAGCUUGCGUGAAACGUUAUGCUGGUGUUUCAUUUCUACCUCCAAUAACAGACACACAAAUUUGUACUUUUACAAAAUUUGGACAAGGAUUGUGUCACGGUGAUUCUGGUGGUCCACUUGUGGUUGGUAAUUAUCAAGUUGGAAUUGUCUCAAUGGGAAAACCAUGUGCCAAAGGAUAUCCAGAUGUACAAACACAUGUUUUCAAAUAUGUUGACUGGAUAAACAGAACAAUGAAGGAAAAUUCUAAUCCGUUAAUUUCUUUUAAUGAAUUAAAAUUGAGACCUCGUAUAGUUGGUGGACUGACGGCAACAAAAAAGCAGUUUCCUUAUCAAGUAUCACUACAAUUUACCAAAGUAGGACAUCUUUGUGGAGCUUCUAUCUUAAAUGAAAAAUGGAUAUUAACAGCAGCUCACUGCUUUAUGGGAACAUUUAGACCUGACUAUGUUGUGGUUGGAACUUCAAAUCUCUCUCAUUUAGAAGCAAACAGUGUAAAAUACGAAAUUAGUAAAGUUAUUGAACAUCCUAAAUUUAAUGUCGAUAAUCAAAUGCACAACGAUUUAGCAUUAAUAAAAAUUAGGGGUACAAUAAUAUUUUCGGACAACAUACACCCAAUUAAAUUGCCUCCAGUUGAUUUGAAUUUGCAUAGUAUUCCUGUUAUUGCUUCUGGAUGGGGUUCUUUAAGUCUGCCAGGAGAAGAACCAACAGAUUUGCAAUAUUUAGAAAGUAAAAUUUUUGAUCAUAAAACUUGCGUAGAACGUAUGUCUAAAUUGGACAGUUUUCCUCCUAUAAUAGAGACGCAACUUUGCACUUUUACAAAGUAUGGCCAAGGAUUGUGUCACGGUGAUUCUGGUGGUCCAAUUGUCAUUGGUGAUUAUCAAGUUGGAAUCGUUUCAAUGGGACUUCCAUGCGCUAAAGGAUAUCCAGAUGUGCAAACUCAUGUCUGGAAAUUUGUUGACUGGAUAAACAAAACAAUGGAAGAAAAUUAAAUCUGUUAUAUAAAUUAAUUUGUGCAAUAAUUUUUCUAUUUUAUCUGUAUUUUUUAAAUAAACAACGAAUCUAA